Molecule: messenger RNA, 1807 nt
Organism: Chilo suppressalis (striped riceborer)
Lineage: Eukaryota; Metazoa; Arthropoda; Insecta; Lepidoptera; Crambidae
Source: the annotation of a GenBank genome assembly
CAACACUGAAAAAUCAUCUAUCUACUUCCUACCUACACCAGGCUGGAGUUUUAAUGUUUUGUUUGCUGCAUUGCAUUUAUUUAAAAAAGCAAUAAUAUGCUAUCCUGUCGAAUUUGCAUAACAAACAAAAGAAAAUUACGGUCUAUUUUUGAUUCCAGUGAUGGUAAUUCAUUUGCCUUCAUGAUGUCCUCUUUUGCAAAUGUAAAGAUUAUAAAAGAUACCGGAAUCAGAGAAGUAAUAUGUAAGAUAUGCUGUCAGAAGCUUAUUGAUGCUUAUAAUUUAAAAGUUCAGAUCGAAAGUUCAGAGGAAGUACUUAGUAAUGCAGCUGGGUUAAAAAAAGUGUCUUUUGGAAACAUAAGUGAUUUAAAAUCAAAAAUUGAUAUCGAGAUUAAGCCCAAGUUUGAAAAUAUUCAAAAUAAUUAUUUUGAAAAUGGGGAAAUACCAACCUUUUAUAAUAACACAUCAAUUAAGAAAAUAGAAGUCACUAUAAAAAAUGAAAGUGAACCAUUGUCUGUUAUAGAUUUUUUGAAUAAUUUUAAGGCUGACUCUGAUCCUGAUUUUAAUCCUGACUCUGAUAUUGAUGCUUAUGCGGAACAAUCUGAUGAUGAAGAUUACAGAUUACCACUCUCUCACAGAAAAUUAGCAAAAUCGAAAAAAAAAUCAGGAAAAUUAAAAAAAGAGAAUGUUGCCAAUAGUAAAAAAGUUCUUAUCAAACCUAUUUUUCUGAAUGACAUUGGGGUAAUGCCUACAAAAAAUAUAAAGCUGAAGAAAAAACUUUGCACAAAUAAAGCCAGAGAAAAAAAGUAUGAUAUGUGCAAUUAUUGUGGGAAAAUGUCAACAUCAAUAAAAACCCAUCUCCUUAUUCACACAGGUAAUAGAUCACACAAAUGUGAUAUUUGUUCCAAAGCAUUCUUUACUUCAAAGAAUCUAGAUCUUCAUAUAAAGUUACAUAACAAACAGAAGACAUUCAAAUGUGAAAAAUGUGUAGCAUCUUUCACUACUAUAAAAUUAUUGGAAAGUCAUAACGUAAGCCACACUGAUGAAAAAACACAUGUUUGUGAUAUCUGCAAAAAACCAUUUAAACGGAGAAGCAGUCUGCUGCGCCACAAACGAAUUCACAACAUCGCCAAUAAAUGCAUGAAAUGCGAUCUCUGCAACAUGUCGUUUUUCACAAAUCACGGUCUGAAACAUCAUUUAAGAGUGCACACAGGCGAGAGGCCUUAUAAGUGUGAGUUAUGCUCCCAACCGUAUAGCUACAAACACGACUUCAACCGGCACUGUUUUAACAAACAUGGUAUAUUUCUCAAACGGAGAUCUGUAUAUGUUAUGAACGAAGAAGUACUAAAAAGAGAACGAGCCCUGAUGCGAGAUUUGAUGCUCAAGGUGCAAGGAAUCGUGAAGGAGGGCGAACCACUCAAUCCGUUCGAAGUCGAAGGACCACAAGCGGCGUUAGCUUUCGAGCAAGCGAUUAAAGCGUUAGAAGCCAAAAAGAUCUGCGUAGAUUCCAAUUAUUAAAAAUAUAAUAUGACUUUUAUUUGUUACAUUAUUCCUUUCUUUUUGUAAACCUUAAUCUUCUUUAAUUAACUAAUUACCAACUGGUGUUACAAAAACUCGCGCCAGUAAAGGAACAAAUUAAAAUAAAGGAACUGUAUACACGCCUAGAUACCGUAUUAACGGCACGGAAGCGCCCCAAAAAAUAUCUGCCACAUGUGGUAGAUACGCUCGUCGCCACAGUUCCCAACUUAGAUGUUUUCGCCCCAGAUUUAGGGGGUAAAUAAGUAAGAUGGGAUUUUUUUAGGGGUAUUUU